GGGGAGAGAGAGGGAGAGACACACACACAGAGAGAGAGAGAGGGGAGAGACCACCUCAACAUGGUGCGAGCUGCUGCAACAACCCCUCUCCUCACACCGCGCCCGACGCCAACCUAACGCCGCUCCAGGUCAGUUGGUGAUUAGUCGAGUAUCACCAUGGUGAGGUCCAGUGUACUGCUGAUUCCUGUGCUGCUCUUGCAGUUAUUAAACAGCUGUGAAGGAAAUCGAAAGAAGGAGCAGGCUUCAUCUGUACGGUUCACACAGCACCAUUAUACUGCUUAUAUAUAUGAGAAUUCUGCAGCCAAGACUUAUUUAGAAAGUCACCAAAAAAUGGGCAUUUACAUUAUUAACCCCUCAUGGGAGUUUCGCUAUAAAAUUGUUUCUGGAGAUACUGAAAACUUGUUUAAAGCUGAGGAGUACAUUCUCGGGGAUUUCUCAUUCUUACGUAUCAGGACCAAGGGAGGGAAUACAGCGAUCUUAAACAGAGAGGUGAAAGACCACUAUCUACUGACGGUUAAGGCAGUUGAGAAAAAAUCUAACACCGAAACACGGACGAAGGUUAAAGUGUACAUUCUAGAUACAAAUGACUUGAGACCCUUAUUUUCACCGACCUCGUACAGUGUGUCUCUGCCAGAAAAUACACCUUUGAGGACCAGUGUAGCCAGAGUCAGAGCCACUGAUGCUGACAUAGGCACAAAUGGUGAGUUCUAUUACAGCUUUAAAGACAGGACCGAUGUGUUUGCCAUUCACCCCACCAGUGGCAUUAUUAUGCUCACAGGGAGACUGGACUACACUGAGACCAGGUAUUAUGAUAUGGAAAUCCUUGCAGCUGAUCGUGGUAAGAAACUGUAUGGCAGCAGUGGAAUCAGUAGCAUGGCAAAGCUUUCUGUUCACGUGGAGCAAGGUAAUGAAAAUACACCAGUCAUCACGGCUGUUACUGUUACCCCUUCAGACACGGACAAGGAUCCAACAUAUGCCAUCGUAACAGUGGAAGAUAACGACAAGGGAGCCAAUGGAGAAAUAGCCUCUCUAAAUAUCGUGGCGGGUGAUCCCCUGCAUCAGUUCAAAGCAGUGAGGUCAAGCCCUGGCAGUAAAGAGUACCGAAUUAAAGCCGGUGACCAGGUUGACUGGGAGAGCCAGUCUUCUGGAUAUAAUCUUACACUUCAAGCAAAGGACAAGGGGAGCCCUCCUCAGUUUUCGUCUGUGAAAGUUAUUCAUGUUACUUCUCCACGGUCAAAAUCCUCACCAUCUAAAUUUGAGAAACCUGUAUACAAAGCCAGAUUGAGUGAGUUUGCACCCCCUAAUUCUCCAGUUGUGAAGAUUACAGCUGUUCCAAUGUAUCCGCAUGUCAAGUAUACUUUCAGUCAUCAGCCUGAUAAGUUUCGUAUCAACCGUAACACUGGCCUCAUCACUACCACUGGUUUCGUAAAGGCAGAGGAAGCAUCCAGCUAUAACUUUGAAGUGGUAACUACUGAUGGACAAGCAGCGACAAAAGUGAUUGUUGAUGUGAUAGAUAUGAAUGAUAAUGCUCCUGAAUUCACACAGUCCUCAUACCAGGGCAGCAUCAAUGAGAAUGUGCCAGUUGGUACCACUGUUCUGAGUGUGAGCGCCACGGAUAUGGAUAACGGUGAGAAUGGAUAUGUGUCGUACAGCAUUGCCAACUUGGUUCCACCACCUUUUGUCAUUGACUAUUUCACUGGGGUCAUCAGUACCUCGGAGGAGCUGGAUUACGAACUAAUGCCACGGGUUUAUAAUUUGCGGGUUCGAGCAUCAGAUUGGGGCUCACCUUAUCGGCGCGAAGUUGAAGCUUUUGUGACUAUUGUCCUAAACAACCUAAAUGACAACAAGCCAUUGUUUGAGAAGGUGAACUGUGUAGGAACUCUUCCAAGGGAUCUAGGUGUUGGUGAGCAGAUUACUACAGUAUCUGCUAUUGAUGCAGAUGAGCUACAGUUAGUAAGAUACCAGAUAUUAUCAGGGAAUGAUUUGGAUCUGUUUGAAUUAAACCCCAACUCUGGUGUUCUUGUGCUGAGCCAGCCUUUCACUGAUGGACCUGGUGGAAAACAAUCUUUUCACAGUCUACAAAUUAUAGCUACAGAUGGGGAGAACUUUGCGACUGUCACAUACAUUAACAUCACUGUAGCAAACAGCCAUAAACAAGUUAAUCUGCACUGUACAGAGACUGGAGUGGCCAAGCAAUUGGCAGAAAAGCUUCUCCAGUCAAAUAAAAUCCACACUCGAGUUGACACCGAAGACCUGUAUUCUGACACUCACUCGGUUAAUCGCCAUGGCCCAGUGUUUGUUAGCUCUUUUCCUAGUGCUAUAGAGGUUCGGGAAGACAAGCCAGUAGGAAUGAAUUUACUGUUCAUAAAUGCAACAGAUCUUGAUAGUGGCUUCAAUGGAAAAUUAGUAUAUGUCAUUUCAGGAGGAGAUAGUGACAGCAAAUUUAUUGUUGAUCUGGAAACAGGGUGGCUAAAGGUAUUUGCUCAACUUGAUCGGGAAGCAACUGAUCAUUACACCCUUAAUAUAACUGUAUAUGAUCUUGGGAUACCUCAGAGAUCUACUUGGCGUCUCUUAGAUGUUGUCAUAUUGGAUGCAAAUGAUAACCACCCGGAAUUUUUCCAAGAUAGAUAUUCAGUAGAAGUGAGUGAAAACAAAGAGGUGGAGAGUGAAAUUAUUCAGCUUGAGGCCACAGACCGAGAUCUGGGUGCCAAUGGAGAGGUCAGAUACUCAAUUCUUACAGACACAGAUAUGUUUGCGAUUGAUAGUGUGACAGGUACAGUGAAGGUUGUAGGCUUGCUGGAUCGAGAACAAAUCCCUGUUUAUCUACUGAAAAUUGAAGCCAGGGAUCAAGCUGAACAGGAGCCCCAACUGUUUUCCACAGUGCUGUUGAAAGUGACUUUGGAGGACGUUAAUGAUAAUCCACCUCAGUUUUUUCCACCAAAUUAUCAUGUUAAGGUGCGGGAAGAUCUUCCAAUAGGAACAGUUGUAAUGUGGCUGGAGGCAUAUGAUCCUGACCUUGGUCAAAGCGGUCAAGUACGCUACACUAUGAUAGAUAAUGGAGAGGGGAACUUUGAUGUGGACAAAUUAAGUGGAAUUCUUCGUAUUGUGAACAAUUUGGACUUUGAGAAGAAGCAAUUUUAUAACUUGACGGCCCGUGCAAAGGACAAAGGACGUCCGGUUUCUCUGUCCUCGACGUGUUACAUUCAAGUGGAAGUGGUGGAUGUAAAUGAGAACUUAUUUGCUCCUGUUUUUCCCUACUUUGUGGCUAAUGGAUCUGUCAGAGAAGAUGCUUCUCUUGGUACACUAGUAAUGACCAUAACAGAUGAUGAUGACAAAGGAAGAGAUGGAGAAGUUAGGUACUCCAUAAGAGAUGGAUCUGGCCUUGGAGUUUUCAAAAUUGACGAAGAAAAAGGUACAAUAAAAACUACAGAGCUUCUGGACCGUGAAACGACUUCACAUUACUGGCUGACAGUCUAUGCCACAGACCUUGGAGUCGUGCCUCUCUUCUCCUUCAUUGAAGUCUACAUUAAGAUUGAGGAUGUAAAUGAUAAUGCUCCACAGACAUCAGAGCCAGUCUAUUAUCCAGAAGUCAUGGAAAAUGCUCCCAAAGACACAUCAGUUGUACAGAUUGAGGCAUUUGACCCAGAUUCGAGUUCCAGUGACAGGCUGAUCUUCAAGAUUACUAGUGGCAACCCACAAGGUUUCUUCACGAUGAACCAGAAAACAGGGUUAAUUACAACAACUUCACGAAAACUAGACCGAGAGCAGCAAGCAGAACACAUCCUUGAGAUAACAAUCACAGACAACGGCAAGAGCCCGAAAUCCACCAUUGCGAGAGUGAUAGUGAAGGUUCUGGAUGAAAAUGACAACAAACCCCAGUUCUUGCAGAAGUUCUACAAAAUCAAACUUCCAGAGCGAGAAAAACCAGAACGAGAAAAAUCCAUCAAAAGGGAACCCAUCUUCAGGGUGAUUGCUGCUGAUAAAGAUGAGGGUGCAAAUGCAGAGAUAUCAUACAGCAUUGAAGAGGGAGAUGAGCAGGGCAAGUUCUUCAUUGAGCCUAAAACUGGAGUCGUUUCAUCCAAGAAGUUUUGUGCAGCAGGAGAAUACGAUAUUCUUUCAAUAAAAGCUGUGGAUAAUGGACGCCCUCAGAAAUUGUCUACCACCCGACUGCACAUUGAAUGGAUCACCAGACCCAAGCCAUCAUCGGUGCCCUUGGUUUUUGAAGAAUCUUUGUUUUCCUUUAGUGUCAUGGAGAGUGACCCAGUUACUCAUAUGGUUGGCGUAAUUGCUGUUGAACCUACUGACACUGCACUUUGGUUUGAUAUCACUGGUGGCAACUAUGACAGCCGAUUUGAUGUGGACAAGGGUAGUGGAACCAUCAUUGUCGCGAGACCACUUGAUGCAGAACAGAAAUCGUAUUACAACAUGACAGUGGAGGCAACAGAUGGAACAAAGACUAUCAGCACUCAGGUUCACAUUAAAGUCAUUGAUACAAAUGACCACCGACCAGCAUUUUUAAAACCAAAAUACGAAGUGAAUGUUCCAGAGGAUGCAAUGCCGAACACCAAAAUCUUGCAAGUUAGUGCCACUGACAAGGAUGCAAAGAACAAAAUGAUCUACACUCUGCAAAGUAGCACAGAUCCUAGUAGCCUAAAAAAGUUUAGAUUGGACCCUGGCACUGGGGCUCUCUACACUGUAGAAAGAUUGGACCAUGAGACCAUGCAUCAGCAUGUCCUUACAGUGAUGGUCCGAGAUCAAGAUGUCCCUGUCAAACGUAACUACUUGAGAGUUGUGGUUCAUGUGGAAGAUACCAAUGACCAUGCACCCUGGUUUACCAGCUCAUCUUACAAUGGUCGUGUGUAUGAAUCUGCUGCAAUCGGUUCAGCAGUGCUUCAGGUUACAGCACUGGACAAAGAUAAAGGAGAAAAUGCCGAAAUAAUUUAUACUAUUGAAUCGGGAAAUAUUGGCAAUGGUUUUGCCAUUGAUCCAGUUUUGGGAACCAUCACAGUUACAAAAGUUCUGGAUCGUAGUAUUCGGAGGCAGUAUGAACUGAUCGUCAAAGCAACUGAUGGAGGGAAGAUUCCAAUGAGUGCUAUUACUAUAGUCCGCAUUUAUGUGACUAUUUCAGAUAAUGCAGCACCCAAGUUUCUGUUGAAAGAAUACUCUACAGAUAUCAGUGAAGGGGCUAGAAUUGGAAGCUUUGUUAUUUUAGUAACAGCAUCCAGCCAAUCAUCUAUUGUUUAUGAAAUAAAAGAUGGAAACACAGAUGGUGCUUUUGACAUCAACCCUAACUCAGGUGUUAUAGUCACUCAAAAAGCACUUGACAUUGAACAAUUGGCUUCAUACACACUUACAAUUCAAGCUACAAACAUGGCUGGCUUAUCUGCCAAUAUGAUUGUUUUGAUACACCUUCGAGAUGAGAAUGACAAUAUGCCAGUUUUCACUCAGUCUGAGUACACAGGAAUCAUCAGUGAAUCAGCCCAUAUCAACAGCAUGGUUUUGAAUGACAGAAACACUCCACUGGUAAUUCAAGCCAUAGAUGCCGAUGAAGGAUCCAAUGCUCUUCUAGUUUAUCAAAUUGUUGAACCAUCUGCCCAGAAAUAUUUUGCCAUUGACUCCAGCACAGGUGCUAUUCGUGCUGUGACACAACUGGACUAUGAACAGAGCAGUAUUUUUCAUUUCACUGUGCAAGCAUAUGACCGUGGAAGCCCACAGUUAUUUGCGGAACAUGCUGCAAAUGUUACCAUCCACGUGAUUGACGCAAAUGAUUGCCCUCCAGUGUUUGUUCAAGAUUUAUAUGAAGUAUCUCUGCUUAUACCAACAUAUAAAGGAGUUAAAGUGGUUGUCUUAAAUGCCACAGAUGCAGAUUCCAGUUCAAACUCUGAACUUAUUUACUCUAUUAUUGAUGGUAACAUAGGGGAGAAGUUCAUGCUGGAUGCUCAGACAGCACUUGUCUCAGUAAAAAACACUACCCAACUGAGAAGCAGGUAUGAGCUUUUAGUUAGAGUUAGUGAUGGCCAAUUUACAAGCAAAGCUUCAGUAAGAAUAAAUAUUAAAGAAAGCAAAGAAAGCCAUCUGAAGUUCACACAGAGCUCAUACUCUGCUGUGGUAAAAGAGAGCUCCACAGAUAUAAAAACAAUAGCCAUCAUUACUGCAGUAGGAAAUGAAAUGAAUGAGCCCUUAUUUUACAACAUUCUUAAUCCUGAUACGAAGUUUAAAAUUAGUCGAACUUCGGGUGUUCUUGCCACGACGGGCAUUCCAUUUGAUCGUGAAGAGCAGGAAGCAUAUGAUGUGGUAGUUGAAGUCAGUGAAGAAAAAAAUCCGUCAAGAGUUGCUCACGUUGUGGUGAAGGUUACAGUCGAGGAUGACAAUGACAACGCUCCAAUUUUUGUCAACCUGCCUUAUUACGCUGUAGUCCAGGUUGAUGCUGAAAAAGGCCAUGUUAUUCGAAAAGUCACUGCCAUAGACAAGGAUAUUGGUAAUAAUGGCGAAGUCCACUACUACCUCAAAGAGCACCACGAACAUUUUCAGAUCGGACCAUCAGGAGAUAUAUCCCUAAAGAAGAAUUUAGAUGCAGAUCUGUCAAAUGUGGAGCACAUGAUUACCGUUGUCGCUAAAGAUGGAGGGAAGGUGCCACUUUCAGCAGAAGUUGAAGUACCAAUUACUGUUAUAAACAAAGCCAUGCCUAUUUUUGAAAAGCCAUUUUAUAGUAUUGAGAUACCUGAAAACAUUCAGUUGCACACCCCUGUUGUGCAUGUACAAGCCAAUAGCCCAGAAGGUCUUCGUGUAAUUUAUAGCAUCAUGGAUGGAGAUCCUUUCAGUCAGUUCACAAUCAACUUCAACACUGGUGUCAUAAAUGUUAUUAGCUCGCUAGAUUUUGAAAUGCAUCCUGCUUACAAAUUGACUGUAAGAGCAACAGAUUCUUUGACUGGGUCUCAUUCCGAGGUAUUUGUUGAUAUUGUGGUAGAAGACGUGAAUGAUAAUGCUCCAGUAUUUGUAGAAAAAACCUACACUUCAACUCUGUCAGAGGCAUCUGUGGUUGGCACAUCUGUUGUUCAAGUCACGGCUACUGAUAUAGAUUCUGGAAUGAAUAGAGUCAUUUACUACCAGUUGGUAGAGGAUGAUACCAAAAAUUCAGAUUACUUUCAUAUUGACGGCAGCAGCGGCCUGAUUUUGACAGCAAGAGUACUUGACUAUGAACAAAUUGAACGGUACAACCUCCUUGUUAGAGCACUGGAUAGUGGAAAACCUGCUCUUAGCAGUGACAUUGUUGUAAUUGUGCACAUCACCGAUUUGAAUGACAACCCACCACUAUUCAGCCAGCUCCUGUACAUGGCCUCAGUUAGUGAGCUUGCAGCUCGCGGACACUUUGUAACACAUGUCCAGGCUUCUGAUGCAGACGCUUCUGAUGCGGAAAAGCUUCGAUAUUCAAUUGUGUCGGGCAAUGAUCAUAUGAAUUUUGCAAUUGAUAGUAAGUCAGGCAUUGUUACCUGGACAAACUUGCAUAGGCAGAGUCUGGAACCAUCUUACAGCCUCAAUGUAUCUGUGUCAGACAGUGUAUUUAGGAGUUCAGCUGAGGUUCGGAUAACAAUUAUUAGUGCUAACUUUCAUAAACCUGUUUUUCCUCAAAGUGAGUAUGAAGUAGAGUUAGCAGAAAAUUCUAAUUUGAGAACACUGGUGAUCAAAGUAAAGGCAACAGAUGAAGACUCUGGGACGUAUGGGAACAUUGCAUAUUCCAUUGUUAAUGACUUUGCCAAAGCCAAAUUUUUUGUUGAUCAAAAAGGACAGAUUUUUACUACAGAGAAAUUGGAUCGUGAAAACCCAGUUGAGAAGCUUAUCACUAUCACUGUUAUGGCAAAAGAUGGUGGUGGCAAGGUGGCUUUCUGCAAUAUCAAUGUGAUCCUCACUGAUGAAAACGAUAACAUACCUCAGUUCCGAGCUGUAGAGUAUAAGGUAAACAUCGGAUCAUAUGCUUCAAAGGGAUCUUCAGUCAUUCAGAUUGUGGCGUCUGAUGCUGAUGAAGGUAGCAAUGCAGACAUUGUCUAUUUUAUUGAGGCAGAUUCUGACAAUGUUGAAGAAAAUCUGGAAAUUGAUUCAUUUUCUGGGGUCAUUAACACCAAAGAAAGUCUCGUUGGUCUGGAAAACAAUUUUUACAGUUUCUUUGUCCGAGCUAAAGAUGGCGGAGUCCCACAGCAGGAGUCUGUUGUCCCCGUCUACGUUAGAAUACUCCCACCUGAAGUCCCAGUUCCAAAAUUCUCAGAGUCCCUUUUUACAUACACAAUCUCUGAAGAUAUUCGUAUUGGAACUGAGAUUGAUCUGAUUAGACAAGAAAGUGAACAACAAGUGACCUACAGUCUUGUGAAAGGAAACACUCUGGAAAGUAACAAGGAUGAAAUCUUUACCAUAGAGAAGGACACUGGGAAAUUAAAAACUGAGAAGAACCUUGAUCAUGAAACAACUAAAUGGUACCAAAUCAUGGUCAUGGCUCAGUAUCCUGUUGAAGAUUAUGAGGUGGUUACUUCAGUGGAUGUAAGUAUCCAAGUGAAAGAUGUAAAUGACAACAAACCCAUCUUUGACUCUGAACCAUAUAAAGCCUUUAUUGUAGAAAAUCUACCUGAAGGAACAACAGUGAUCCAGGUGAAAGCGACAGAUCUGGAUUCUGGAACCAAUGGUCUGGUGACUUACAGCUUGGCUCAAUCUCAGGAGCUUGAUCAUAUCCUGGAGCUCUUCACCAUUAACAGUGAAACAGGUUGGAUAACAAGUCUAAAAGAGUUGGACCACGAGAAAAUAAACAAGUACAAUGUUGUGGUUGUGGCAUCUGAUCGUGGGGAAAAAGUCCAAUUAUCCUCUUCUGUUGUGGUGGAAGUUACUGUUACUGAUGUGAAUGACAACCCUCCACGCUUUACUGCUGAAAUCUAUAAGGGGACUGUGAGUGAAGAUGACCCACCUGGUGGCGUGAUUGCUAUCCUCAGUACUGUUGAUGCUGAUACUGAAGAAGUCAAUAGACAAGUUACCUGCUAUAUCACAGGAGGAGAUCUUCUAGGACAAUUUGCUGUUGAGCACAUCCAAAACGAAUGGAAGGUCUAUGUCAAGAAACCUUUGGAUAGAGAGGUGAAGGACCACUAUCUCCUAAACAUUACAGCUACAGAUGGUACAUUAAUGGCGAAGGCAGUGGUGGAAGUCAAAGUUCUUGAUGCAAAUGAUAACAGUCCCAUUUGCGAAACGACAUUAUACACCGAGACUAUUGCAGAGGAUGUUCCUUCUGGCAAAUCAAUCCUACUGGUCUCUGCCGUAGAUGCAGAUAUUCGUUCAAACGCAAAAGUCACUUAUACACUUCAUGGACCUGGAGCAGAGAAAUUCCUACUGGAACCAGAAACUGGUGAGUUGAAAACUUCAGCUCCACUAGAUCGUGAGCAGAAAGACGUUUAUAAUCUUCUAGUGAGAGCCAGAGAUGGAGGUGGCCGUUUUUGCCAGGCUGAUAUUGUUCUGAUAUUAGAGGAUGUCAACGACAAUGCACCCGAAUUUUCAUCUGAUCCAUACACCAUAUCAGUCUUUGAGAACACUGCUGUUAAAACAAUGUUGACAAGAGUUCAAGCCACCGAUCAAGAUGCAGGGUUGAAUCGUAAGGUGCUUUAUUCACUCGUGGAUUCCGCAGAGGAUCACUUUUCCAUCGAUGAAUUAUCAGGCAUUAUGAGUUUGGAGAAACCUUUAGACCGAGAACUCCAAGGUUCAUACAUCCUAAAAGUGAAGGCCACUGAUCAGGGCUCUCUUAGAAAACUUUCAUCUGUUUCCACAGUUUUGGUUUCUGUGUUAGAUAUCAAUGAUAACCCACCUGUAUUUGAGCACAGAGAAUACCUAGCCACACUUUCUGAGGAUAUUUCUGUGGGAACUGAAGUCCUUCAAGUAUUUGCAGCCAGCCGGGACAUUGAAGCCAAUGCAGAGAUUACUUACUCCAUCAUAAAUGGCAACGAGCAUGGCAAGUUCAGCAUAGAUGCAAACAAAGGUACUAUUUUUGUGAUUGACAACCUGGACUAUGAGGCAGCUCAUGAAUAUUAUUUGACAGUUGAAGUCACGGAUGGCGGCACGCCUUCACUUAAUGAUGUAGCGACAGUGAAUAUCAAUGUGACAGAUAUCAAUGACAACACUCCUCAAUUUAGCCAGGAAGUGUACAUGGCAGUGAUAAGUGAAGACGCCUCUCUGGGACAGCUCAUUGUUGCAGUCGUAGCCGAUGAUUCAGAUGGUCCAUCAAACAACCAAAUCCGCUACUCGAUCAUUAAUGGCAAUCAAGGGAACCCAUUUACCAUUGAUUCUACGAGAGGAGAAAUAAAGGUAGCAAAACAUUUGGACAGAGAAAAAAUUUCUGGGUACACUCUGAUGGUACAAGCUGCAGACAAUGGCAAUCCACCUUGGAUCAAUACAACUAUUGUCAACAUCGAUGUGACUGAUGUAAAUGAUAAUCCUCCUGUGUUCUCACAGGGAAAUUAUAGUAUUAUCAUCCAGGAAAAUAAGCCUGUUGGAUCCAGUGUGAUGCAGCUCGAAGUGAUAGAUCAAGAUUCUUCACAUAAUGGUCCUCCCUUCACCUUUGCAAUCACUGAUGGGAAUGCAGAGAAUGAAUUUCAAAUAAAUCCUCAGGGGUUGUUGACAUCAUCAGUCCAACUCAACCACAAGUUGAAGGAUAUGUAUCUGCUGCAAGUACAGGUGACCGAUAGUGGACGACCUCCGUUAUCCUCUUCAACAUUCAUUACUGUUAAAAUUAUUGAAGAAAGUAUUUAUCCUCCAGCCAUUCUUCCUCUGGAAAUCCACAUAGCAACUGUUGGAGAUGAGUAUUCAGGUGGUGUUAUUGGAAAGAUUCAUGCAACAGAUCAGGAUAUAUAUGACACUCUCACCUACAGUCUAGCUACAAACAUGGGAAACUCAUUUGCAGUCUCCAGCACCGAUGGCAAAGUGAUUGCUCAUAAGGAUUUGGAUGUUGGACAAUAUCGUCUGAAUGUCACUGUUACCGAUGGCCGCUUUACAGCAGCUGCUGAUGUGUUUGUACAUAUUAAGAAAGCAAGUCAAAAUCUGGUCAACAAUGCUAUUGCCAUUCGCUUUGCAAAAAUUGCACCAGAAGAGUUCAUAGGAGACUAUUGGCGGAACUUCCAAAGAGCCUUGCGAAACAUUCUUGCCAUUAGAAAACAUGAUAUCCAUAUUAUAAGUCUACAGCCUUCUGAAAUCCCUUCAAAUUUGGAUGUACUUCUUGCUAUUGAAAAAACAAGCAACGAGUUACAUCUCCCCGAUGUCCUCUUCCGGAAGUUGAAUACUUCAGUGGGAGACAUUGAGGAAAUGAUGGGUGUCCGAAUUCUGAAAAUCAUUAACAAGCUUUGUGCUGGCCUGGACUGUCCUCUUAAAUAUUGUGAAGAGAAGAUUACUGUAGACAGAAACAGUAUAUCAACUCACAGCACUGCUAGACUGAGCUUUGUCACCCCGCGGCAUCACAGAACAGCAGUCUGUCUUUGUAAAGAUGGCAAAUGCCCUAACAUGCAUAAACUGUGUGAAGGUAAUUCUUGCCCUGCUGACACUGAAUGUGUACCAGAUACAAAGGAAGAAAGGUACACCUGUUUGUGUAAAAAUGGCAAACACAGCCAGUGCUCUGGUGGGCCUUCUCUGUCAUUCAACGGUAACAGUUACGUGAAGUACCGACUUGUGGAAAAUGAAAACAAAGAGGAAAUGAAACUCUCACUACGCUUACGAACUUAUCAUCCACAUGCAGUUAUCAUGUAUGCUAAGGGGACAGACUACAGCAUUCUAGAGAUUAACAAUGGGAAGCUGCAGUACAAGUUUGACUGUGGCAGUGGCCCAGGGACUGUAUCCGUACAAAGCAGUCAAAUCAAUGAUGGCCAGUGGCAUUCUAUUUCACUUGAGGUGGAUGGCAAUUAUGCAAGAUUAGUGCUAGACAGACUCCACACCGCAGCUGGCACUGCCCCAGGUACCCUGAGAACGCUGAACCUAGACAACUUUUUAUACUUUGGGGGCCAUGUUCGACAGCAGAACACAAAGCAUGGCAGGAGUCUACAAGUCAGCAAUGGCUUCAGAGGCUGUCUGGAUUCCGUUUUGCUGAAUGGACAGGCACUACCUUUGAACAAUAAGACAAAGAUUAACGCAGUUAUGGAGGAAUCUGUCGAAAUGUCUCCUGGAUGUUCCCUGGUGCUUGCAGAAGGCUGCUCCAGCAAUCCAUGCUUGAAUGCUGGUACGUGCUCUUCACUACGGAAUGGAGGUUAUUUCUGCAAGUGUACACACAUGUUUAUGGGCAUUCACUGUGAGGAUAGAGUCAGCCCUUGUGCGUCUAAUCCUUGUCUGUAUGGUGGGACUUGCAUUUCAGUGAAUGAUGAUUAUGAUUAUAUCUGUCAAUGCAGAGGACAGUAUACGGGACAAAGGUGCCAGAUAGGUCCAUACUGCAAAGAUAAUCCUUGUAAAAAUAACGGUAGAUGCAUAGAUAGUCUGGAUGGCCCCGUCUGUGAAUGUGAAAUGGGUUACCGUGGAGAAAGGUGUUUGGCUGAUAUUGAUGAGUGCCAUGAAAACCCUUGCCAAAAUGGAGCGAAAUGUGCAAACACCUACGGCUCCUUCAACUGUACCUGUAACCGUGGGUACGAUGGGAAACUGUGCACUGACACUUUAAUGAACAAAUAUGUUUCCACACCCUGGAAUAUUGGCUUAGAAGAAGUUAUUGGAAUUAUUGUCUUUGUGGCAACUAUAUUCAUCCUUGUUUUAGUUUUUGUUGUCUUCCGUAAGAAAAUUUGUAAACAGAAGCAUCGCAUGGAGGCUGCUGAGAAGCGAUUAGGAGCUACUACAUCUUUCUUGCAGAAGAACUAUUUUGACUCAAAAAUCACUAAAACCAUCUACUCAGACAUUCCACCGCAGGUGCCUGUUCGCCCCAUCUCUUACACUCCGAGUAUUCCCAGCGAUUCCAGAAACAAUCUUGACCGCAAUUCCUUUGAAGGAUCUGCCAUCCCAGAGCACCCAGAGUUCAGCACCUUCAACCCAGACUCUCUACAUGGGCACCGCAAAACAGUAGCUGUCUGCAGCGUUGCUCCAAAUCUACCUCCUCCCCCUCCGUCUAACUCUCCUUCAGAUUGUGAUUCUAUUCAAAAACCCAACUGGGACUAUGAGUACGACACUAAAGUGGUGGAUCUUGAUCCCUGUCUAUCAAAGAAGUCUCUCGAGGACAAUGCUUGCCAACCUUUUAACACCCAUGGAAGCAUCUCAGAAGUGCAGUCCCUGAGCUCUUUCCAGUCUGAAUCAUGUGAUGACAACGCUUCCAUAGUGACAGUAAUACACCUUGUCAAUGCAGUUGUUGACUCGGUGGAACAAGAAGAACCUUUUGCGGGUCAUGACCUCAGGAAUCCAAGAGCAUAUCACUGGGAUACAUCUGAUUGGAUGCCUAGCAUUCAGCUACCAGGUAUCCAGGAGUUCCCCCAAUAUGAGGUAGUAGAAAACCCAGCCCCACUUUAUUCAGAUCCUAACACCAUCGACACAGACUACUACCCUGGAGGAUAUGACAUUGAAAGUGAUUUUCCGCCUCCUCCGGAUGAUUUCUCAAUUCAUGAUGAGCUCCCACCUUUGCCACCAGAGUACAAUGACCAGUUUGAGUCCAUACAGCCUCCUCGGGAUAUGCCCACUGCUGGAAGCCAGAGUUCAGCAGCACAAAACAGGCAACGUUUCAACAUGAAUCAAUAUCUACCCCAUCACCACUAUUCAGCCGAUCUCUCGGAACCUCAGAUUGCAAUCCCUGUUGGAAGCAGUUACAGGGGGGACUACCCACCCUACACGUUAACAUACAAUGGUGACUUUGAACCACCUAGUGUGGACAACAUGUCUAUGUCUGUGUAUACAUCCACAACCGCCUCUUGCUCUGAUGUUUCAGCAUGCUGUGAAAUGGAAGAAUCCGAAGUCAUGAUGAGUGACUAUGAAAGUGGGGAUGAAGGCCACUUUGAAGACGUGACUAUUCCUCCACUGGAUUCUCAGCAGCACACAGAAGUCUGAUGGUGUAAGAAAAAAUUAAAGUGCCUGAGCUUUAACUGAACUGCUCCCUGCUACAAGCUUCUAUAAUUCACCUGUACUCACUGUUGGUUUGCCAAGCUUUGUUGAUGAGCUGAUUUCAGCAUGGCUGGAGUAGAUCAUACAGCAUGUUCCAACACAUCAGCAGUUUUGUUCACCUGGACUACUAGAACUGGCAAACAUAUAUUUACAUUGACUGUGCCAUUUCAGAACAUAGUUUUUGUAUCAAUAUCAAUGUGCAAAGUAUGGAAGGAUUUUAAUAUUUGGCAUUAUAGCAGCAAAACACCUUUUCAGUGUGGUAUCUUGGUCUGUAUUUAUAUAGUUCUAAUAAUACAGAGGUUAAUUUCUUAAAGAUUCUUUCCUCCCCAUCCAGUCCUGCAGUUUUUUCUUUCUGUAAAUGUAAUGUACAGUUCUGAUUUAAAUAGUUCAAACUAGGUUUUGUAGAUAUUUUGUGCAUUUGUUUCCCAAAUUUUAGUGCUGUUCAAGUGUGUUACUACUUGCUUCGACACUGAUGUACCCUGACAAUUAUGUACAAACUACUGAUCGGGGUUUUAUUCUUAAAUUUAUUCUUUCCACUGAAUUUAAACAUUUCACCAAACGUACCAAAAUGCAAACCUGGUAUGAAUGAAGUUUUCGUUUGCUAUGUUGUUUGGGUCUGAAUACAUGAACAUGUCUUAACAGUGACAUUUUUAAUUGUAAAUUGUGUGGAUUUAUUUUUCAUUAAAAGGGGACCCACUGAAUUUUUAGAACCAAAACUUUGCAUAACUUGACAAAGACUUUCUAAAGUUCUCUUUAUGUGAUGCAAUGGUCCUGAAAGUUUUUUUUAAUGAAACUGCCAUUCGCAUACACUUACUUUCGCAUUGAUAAUAAAUUGUGGAAAACUAA
Molecule: messenger RNA, 14919 nt
Organism: Callorhinchus milii (elephant shark)
Lineage: Eukaryota; Metazoa; Chordata; Chondrichthyes; Chimaeriformes; Callorhinchidae
Gene: fat1a
Product: FAT atypical cadherin 1a
Biological process (GO): homophilic cell-cell adhesion
Cellular component (GO): plasma membrane
Molecular function (GO): calcium ion binding
Source: RefSeq, a predicted model, not a curated record